Molecule: messenger RNA, 3819 nt
Organism: Nematostella vectensis (starlet sea anemone)
Lineage: Eukaryota; Metazoa; Cnidaria; Anthozoa; Actiniaria; Edwardsiidae
Product: beta-3 adrenergic receptor
Exons: 1
Coding region: 1121-2281 (386 amino acids)
Biological process (GO): chemical synaptic transmission; G protein-coupled receptor signaling pathway, coupled to cyclic nucleotide second messenger
Cellular component (GO): membrane; dendrite
Molecular function (GO): G protein-coupled serotonin receptor activity; neurotransmitter receptor activity
Source: RefSeq, a predicted model, not a curated record
AACAGUAGUUUCACGAAUUGUCAGUUGACCGCUAUUCCUACUUGUUUUACUUAUUUCCUGAGACUACCCCUUUCAUUGUUAUCUAAUCCAUCACGAAUAAUGCGUUCUUCAUCAAUAUUUUAUUGACUAUAGAGCGCACGCCAAAGGUUGCCAACGUACAUUCCAGGUGAAAUUCUGCUGCUUAUUUCCCCGUCGUUGGAGAAAAAGGGAGCCUUGCUGGAGAUUAUAUGAUCGCACGCAGCUGGCGCACUCUUGUGUUACUCUCGGUACUGUAAUUACAGCCCCGAGGUAAUGCGCGGCACGAAUAGAGCAAACGCCGAACAGCUGUUGUGAACCGAUAUAACUACUGCCUAGUCAGCUCAGGCCCUGCCAUUUCGCAUCAGACGGCCAACUACAAAGGAGCACAACAAACACUCACAGAAGAGAAAGGAGGAAUCUUAUUCUACUCGCUCAAUGUGAUUAUGUCUCUAGCUAGGGAUGGCUUGGAACUAAGGUAACCAUGAUCCGGUCAUAAGCUGAUAAAAGAAAAAUAGGGAAAAAGACACUGUUUUCAUCAGGCAGUCAAGAUUCUGUCAGAGGUUUUUAUGAAGAAAGAAGAACGAUAUUGUUUUCGGAACCUUUUUGACAAGAAUUCAGCUUAACGUCACAAAGAACCUCUCAUGGAAAAUAAUUGCUUUUUGAACCGUUUAUGAGGAGAUUCUACCUCUAUGGACGAAGUUCCUGUUGGAGUAUGUGUAUAAUCCAGGGUAUAACUCUGCUAGAGGGUAAUAGGGUAUCAUAUAAUACAAGACGGAGAAAGGCUUGGUCGUGGCCCAUUUAGGGCGUGUUUGACUUUUUGUAGACUUGAAGAAAACACAGAACCGACACAGAACCUCCCCGGAAAUCAUUUCAUUAAAAGGUGACUUUUUUCUGAGGUAUUGGAAUACCAUUCUAAGUGAUCGUUUGUUCCCUGUGUGGGGUUGAUUCGAUGGAUUGUGUUUCUCGGGAAUCGUACCCCCAGUCUAGGCUGUCGGGUUGAAAACAGGAAGUCUGGAAAAUAAAAGAUCAAUAUCAUAUCAUAGGAACCACCUGUCAGACGCGAUACAAUCUUAUCAGAAGAAAGAAGAUCGAGAGACUAGUCAUGAACGAUACAAAAAUAGGCUGCAUCGACUGCUUCCCUGAGGGCAACGAACCCCACACCAGUCCAGGCCUGGUCCCUCUGUAUGAUACCUUCCCAGUGAUCAUCGCGGUCGGGGUGAUUAUCAUGAACAGCCUCGCUAUCGCGCUAGUAGUUCGUGUCCGUAAACUGCGCACCGUGACUAACACCAUCCUCGCGAGCCUCGCGGCGAGUGAUCUCAUGAUGGGAGUGUUAGGGAUUCCGCUGUACCUUUCGUGCGCGGCCACGUAUCACGCGAGUUUGUGCGUGUCGAGCGCGAUCAUCGUACGGUUUAUAUCCGUCUCCACGGUUCUCCACCACUGUCUUGUGGCUGUUGACAGACACUUGAGCGUGGAGCGUGCCAUGAGGUACCCACAGCUCGUUACUAAGCGACGUGUCACGUGCUCUGUACUUAUUAUAUGGGGCGUGGCACUCGUCGUGGCCGUUGUGCAGCUCUCGUGGUUCCCAAGUGAUGUGGACGUCACUGAGGACAUGAUCCACCGCAUCGCGCGGAUCACGGUGAUAUACGACAUAACGUGUCUUGUACUGUUUUUCGGUCUACCCCUAGCUGUGAUGGUAUAUGCGUACGCGCGACUCUUCGUGGUUCUGCGUGGACAGUUGCGCGCGAUCUCGCGUGACAGCUUGCCAGUAUGUGGGCGCAACACGCAAAGUCAGCGCGAGUGGCGGGCACUGCUAAUCUUGUCAAGCAUGGUAGCUGUGUACGUAAUUGGCUACGUCCCAUACUUCCUCCUUAACAUCCAACACCAAAUAGGCAACGAGUUCUUCACGCUACCCGAAUGGGUCGAGUACCUGUUCUUCUACUACCCGAGACUACUUGUGUCACUCGUUAACCCGCUGCUCUACAUGUUUGGCAAGCAGGACUUUAGAAAGGCACUCGUUAAAGGGAGGUUGUGGCGGCGUGGACCCUCAUUAAGGCGACCGUCCAGGGAUGCGAACCUGCUUACACCGUUCACCAGGAGUACGCGUACUCGCAGUACGGAGUUGAUGUCCCUCACGGCAAGACUGAGCAGGACGCUCACUCCGAUAGACUUCCUCCUGCACAGAGACAGCUACAGCCCACGGGACACACCCGACGACGGAACCCGUCUUGGCCCCGAUACUAUAGCAGUGCAAGGGACCCGAUAGUCCCCCGAAAUUCGGACAUAUCAGCAGAAUAAGGGGCCCGAAGUCCAGACAUACCAGCAGUAGAAAGGGCCUGAAAUUCUUAUGAGCCAGCAGUAGAAGGGGCCUGAAAUUCGUAUAAGCCAGCAGUAACAAAGGGCCUGAAAUUCGUAUGAGCCAGCAGCAGAAGAGGCGCAAAAUUCGUAUGAGCCAGCAGUAGAAGGGGCGCGAAAUUCGUAUGAGCCAGCAGUAUAAGGGGCCUGAAAUUCGUAUGAGCCAGCAGUAGAAGGGGCGCGAAAUUCGUAUGAGCCAGCAGUAUAAGGGGCCUGAAAUUCGUAUGAGCCAGCAGUAGAAGGGGCGCGAAAUUCGUAUGAGCCAGCAGUAUAAGGGGCGCGAAAUUCGUGAGCCAACAGUAUAAAGGGCCCGAAAUUCAGACAUACCAGCAGUAGAAGGGGCGCGAAAUUCGUAUAAGCCAGCAGUAGAUAGGCCACAAUUAGUCCACCGAAUUAGGAUGUUCUAGUAUAAUACGAGCUUCUUGCACCCCCACCCCAAAAAAGUUCUAACGUGUUAGUGGUCAACACUGUACUCGCACACAGAAUGGUCCACAGAGUGUGCAAAUCAGAAAACUGGAAACUCAACUUGAAGAAUAUUGCAAGAACAUAAACAGCACAUGGUAAUUUCUUGGGCACUGGUUGGAUGGUGUUUUUUUUUUCCCUUCCAAUACUUGCAUCAUUAUGAAUUUACUAUAGGGCGAUUUUCAAGAUUUGUUUCCAAUCUUCCAAGACAUUUAUGCUUGCAAGGGGUUCUAGGGACCAUUUGAUAAGCCAUAUAAUGACUGAGCAGCAUAUUUUGGAAAGGAAGGCUACUCUGUGACAACACAAAUAAGGGGUUAGAUAGUAGGCACAGAAUUACAAUAGCAACAUGAUAGCAGUUGGUAGAUGCUUUAUUAUUAAUUGUGUACAGAUUAACUGUUGAGUUUCUUCCAUGCAGCAAGAGGCCCAUGGCCACUGAUGUAUUUGGCAUGGACACCGUCAGGGAUGAGCUUGCCUUCAGCUCUCCACUGCUCGUAGAUGUCACGGUCAAAUUUGGUGAAACCCCACUUGCGAGACACAAACAACUAAAGAAAUAAAUAGGAACAUCAAUAUUAGCACUAGUGAAAUAUCAAUAAAUCAUCUUAGUAAGAGUACAAAGCAUUCCAAUUCAGACAUUUGUAUAGAAAUGUACAUUUACUCAAGUAAUAAAAAAACUUUGUAAAAAUUUCAAUUUUCAAACUCAAGGCGAUAUUGGAUUUACCAUAAUGGUAACCUAGUAAAAGCUACUCUAGUGGUGAUACUCUUCCAGCAACAAUUUUUCCUUCUUUAUUUAGGCUAAUAUGAAUGAGUGUACACAAUCAUUAGUCAUCAGAUCUGUUAUAAGUAAAUGCUACUGUAUAUGUUAUGUAUUUUCAAUUAAAAAAAACGCGGAACUGUCAACAUACAUACAUUAUUGACAAUGGUUUGGUGAUGAUGGAUAGAGAUCAAGAUAAAACUUCCUCAGUGAGAAAUAAAUAGAUAUAAAUCUUG